Messenger RNA from Schistosoma rodhaini, 2221 nucleotides. Lineage: Eukaryota; Metazoa; Platyhelminthes; Trematoda; Strigeidida; Schistosomatidae. The record is from the annotation of a GenBank genome assembly.
GUCCAAAAAUUAGAAUAAACAGUUAUGUAAAGUGAAUAGAUGACAUUAUCCUAUCUGUCGCCAUAGUAGUAAUGACAUACUGACUAACUCUUAUAAAUAGAUGGUUACUACUUGUACAUACCUCUUGUUCCGAAAAAAAAUAACUGCUUACUGUUAUGAAUAAAAAAGAAUCCUAAUCUAUCUGUAAUCUUUUAACAUGGAUUGAUCCUAAUAAUCAUAUCUCUCAUUAAUUAUGCUUAAUACUACUUAUUAUUGUGAAUUAUUAAAGUAAAACAAACUGGAGCAUAACAAUUGGUGAUAAUUAUAAAAGAAAAGUACAGGAAUUGUUGAAGGCUAAAAUACCAGAUCAUGAGAUAUUCAAGAAAGGAAUUCAAUUUCUCCGUUGUUUUAUGGUUACCUCUAUUGCCUGUUUUGAUGCUUUGUAUCGGAGAUUACUUCAGAAAGAAGACAUCCUCGAAAACAGACUUGUGCUGGAAAGACCUGAUUAAUAAUGCAUCAGUUGCGAAAGAAGGAGUAGAUUGGGUCUCAACUCGGAUUUCGCGUCUUCGUAGAUUAUUUGACUUCAGUGAAAGUAUUUCAAUGAAAACCAUCAAGAUGGAUCAAAUAACAAAUGAAAAUCGCAUUGGUAUUUCUCAUGAAACACUUAGAAGUCGUGCUUUGAACUACGUUCAUGAAGCACAAAACACUUUGACAAAUUUACACAGCAUUUCUACACAAUUACAAGGACUUCAUCAUAAGGAUUUGAACAAUGAAACAGUUUCAUCUAUUCAAGCAUCAUUAAUUCGCUAUCGACAGAAUAUGGAGGAAAUUAUUUUAUAUUUGGAAAUUAUUCUUAACAAAUUAGGUCAAUUAGAUGGAUUUUCACAAAUCAAAAUGAUUGGCUUAGAUAAGCUUUCACAGAGACUAGAUAAGAAGAUUCAUGAGCAACAGAAUCCUUCAGAUUGCAAAAUGGCCAAAUAUGUGACAUUUGACUUCACUAAUUUGUGUGGGUUUGGUUGUUCCAUGCAUCAACUCAUGUUUUGUUUUCAAUUGGCCUUUGAAUCGGAGCGCGUUUUAAUAGUGAGGAAUCACCCGCCCGGAGAUGUUUUUCGAGAAUGGCUUCAUCAGAACACACUUCCACUUUCUGAGAAAUGUAGUCAUGUGGAUACAAAUGGUAGAUCAGAUAACAUUCGAUGUCCUUUUAUUCGAUAUGGUCACAAAGCACAUAACUGGUUGCCACAUGUUCUACCGGUAGAUAUGAAUGCAGAAUUAUUACGUUUACAUGAAGCACCAUAUGUUUGGUUUGCUGGUCAACUAGCAGCCUACAUUUUGCGUCCAAGGCCACAAUUUGCACAAUUAAUCAAUGCAACCUUGAAGAGCUUUAAAGCGAGUGGAAAUCCUGUUGUUGGCGUGCAUAUCAGACGUACUGAUAAGAUAAUUUACGAGGCUAAGUUUCACAACUUAUCAGAGUAUAUGAAACAAGCGGAUAAAUUCUUUGAUCGACAAAAUGCUAGUUUCCUGACAAUGUCGAAGAGACAUGACAUAGAAGAGAAGAAAUUUGGAUCGAUUUUUGGAAGAACUAUUAGAAACAAUAACUCAUCUAAAAGAAGUGUUUAUUUGGCCACAGAUGAUCCGAAUGUUUUUACUCAAUUCCCAUACAGUCAUCCUAACUACAUUUUAUAUGGUAGUCCAGGUAGAUCCCAUUCAGCUGAUUUGAGGAUGCGGAAGACAUAUAAUUCAAUGAAUAAUGUAAUCAUUGACGUCAUUGCACUUUCAAUGACAGAUUUCCUGGUGUGUACAUUUUCAUCGAAUAUUUGUCGUUUAGCUUAUGAAUUAAUGCAAACGCGUCAUAUGGAAUUCGGUGAUACAACACAAUUAUGUCAUUCCAUCGAUUUUGCAUUCCAUCAAGAAGAUUACAGCAGACUAAAAUUUGAUGUGAUUAUACCAGAUAUGAAAGGGCAUUUAAAGUAUGGUGAUGUAGUAGAUGCUUUCAUAAAUCAUGGGAACGGUUCAGCGUCAGUAAAACUGGAGAAGAAUACGAAGAACGAAUUUUUCAUUGCACCUGCUUACAAGUUUCGACCAACAAUAAACAUGACUUGGUUCAACUGACAGAAGUGAUAUUAUUUCAAAAGACUACAUAUCAUUUUAAAUUCAGUUUUAUACCGCCAUCUUUUUUCCAGCUUCCCUUUUGGUGCGUGACAUUAUCCUACACAUAGUUAGAAAUAUAUAUAUUCACACUAUU